AUGGGUCAUAGAGAUCCACUGUUGAGUGGAGAUGUUGAAUCGAAUUCAAAUGGAUCUUCGUCAUCACCAAAAUCAAUGUCUUCAUCACCGAGUCCAUCUUCUGGUUUUCUAAAGAAUAUGUCGUUCAGAAUGAAGUAUAUGGCAUUGAUUGGUGGUCUUGCUUUGGUUGUUGUGUUUAGUUUUAUUUUUUUCAACGUAAAGGAAGAAGCGUUGGCCAAGGUCGAGUAUGUAACUGCACCACCAUUCAGAGAAGUUCAAUGGCGUCAAGAUAUCAUUAUCUAUUUCUGGGAUACACCUUCAGCCGAACAAGAUAGAACCGGUAUGCUCACACAACCAACUCUUAAAGGUCCUUCAGACUAUGCAGAGACACUAGAUAGCGAAAACAACAAUAACGAGGAGGAGGAAGAAGAAGAAGAAGAGGAAGAAGAGAGUAACAAUAAUAUAUUCAAACAAUUUGACAAGAGAUCAGCGACAACUACAGGUAGUAACAGUAACAAUCUAAGAAAAACACAUGAGCUACCAAAUAGAAGUGUUAGAAAGAGAAUUCCUCUGAGGAAGCGUAUUGCCGUUCCGGAGGAAGAGGAAUGUGAGGUUUCAUGUUUGUAUUCACAUCAUUCCGAUGACUUGCCGUAUGCCGAUUACAUUGUAUUCGAUCCAUCGCAAAUGCAUCCAGAUAAUUGGCGAAGAAUGCCAGUUCACUUGCCAGAGAAGCAUAUUCAUCAAAAGUUUGUGUUACUCGACUACAACUCACCGAGCCAGUAUCCCAUUGUAAAUGACCAGCGCUAUAAGAGUCUAAUGGACAUACACCUAAACUACACAGAAAAGUCGCCAAAACAACUAUCGAUGGCAUGUCCACCCGAUCCCUCAAUGAAAGACGCCGACAUUAAACAACAGCUAUCGGAGCCAUCCAACGCCAAACAAAGAACCAAAGACAUUGUUUUCAUGUCUUCCAAUUGUGUGAAUGCAUUUGCAAAAGCAAGAACUUCAUAUGUAGCAGAUUUAAAGAAACAUAUAGCGGUUGAAUCUGUUGGUGAUUGCAUUCCAAGUAAUACAAGAAUAACACCACCAGAGAAUCAAGAUAUCUUCAGUAGAAUGAAGAGUAACAUCAAGGUAUUCAAGGACUACAAGUUUGUUCUUACCUUUGAGAAUGAAAACACUACCGACUAUGUCACCGAGAAGGUCUACAGUGCAUUGUUUGCUGGUGCAAUCCCGUUCGAGGGCAAGGGUGAUUACAUCGAGGUGAAGCCAUCCAAGAGCUGUCCGCGCUGUUUCGAUCUCACCAAUCACUACACUCUGAUGGCAUGGGUAAAACCGAGCUCGUUCGGUGACCAGCGACUCAUCGAUAAAGGUACACCCGGUAAGGUCGAUGGUUUCGAUUUCGACAUUCAAAAGACAUCGUCUGGCACUAGAGGUGCACUCAGACUGUGUGCGGCUGGCGCAUGUUUCACAUCACACGUAACGAUCUCUAGCGAUGUCUGGUCACACGUAGCAGUUGUCUUUUCUGUAAAUAAUCCAAAUCCACACGACAACGCUAUCAAUUUCUACAUCAAUGGAGUACAAGAUAUACCAAAUGAAUUCUUUAACCCAACGGAUGCCAACGAUAUUCCAUUGUUAGAAUCAGGUACAUAUCAUGGUUUAAUAGAUAACAUUGCAGUAUAUAAUAGAUCACUCAAUGCCCAAGAUAUUCAGAAAGCAAUGUGGACAAAACCUAAUCACGAUGAUAAAUCAUUGAUGCUAUUUUUAGAUUUCGACAACUCUGUACAGACCAGAAGCAACGAUCGCAAGCUUGUCUUUGAUAAAUCACCAUAUGGAAAUCACGCCUAUUGCAACAAAGGUGAAAAAGGUGAAUCACAGAAAAUCUUAUCCUAUGGUAAAGAUUAUGCAUUCAAUCGUUUUAUGUAUGACUACGAUGAUAGUAUAGAUAAUAUAACCAAUGAUGUUGCUAUAUUAAACACUGCUGCUGCUGCUGCUGCUGUGCCUGUUAAUAUUACAAAUGGUAGACAAUCAUCUAAUGCAACUUAUGAUAUACCUGAAGAUGCUGCAGAUGAGUCGAAUCAACAAACGAAAACAUUCAUCAAAGAAGCAGACGAACUUAAACAAUUGAUAAAUAAAAUAAUAUCACAUCAAUCGUUAUCAACAGAGGGUCUUGAAAUAUCUACAAAUAGAGUUACUCAAAUCUUGGAACAAUAUCAAGAACAAUCAAGUCUAUUGGAUGCGGAACGUCGCGAACUUAAAGAUCGAUUCUACAGUGAGAACGACCGGUUUGCUACCUCGCCAAUAAGCAGUCCUACCAUUGACAGCAGAGGUGUCUGUAUCAACUAUGAUAGUCCGCUGGCUCAAAUAGAUUUUAAAAAAGCAGAUGACGAAGAAGAAGAGGAACAGGAAAUACCGGAUGAAAUUGAAGAGAUUAUCGAUGUUUUAAUUACUCAAGGUCUGAGUGAUCGUGAUACCAUUGUAAGAUGGUCUGCUGCCAAGGCAGCAGAGCGUCUAGACCAGUUGAUUCAAAUGGUUGUUCGUGCUUUGCAAUUCGAGGUGAUACGCGGUACAACCUCUGUCGGCGCACACGUCAGAGACGCAGCCUGCUAUAUCUCGUGGGCGUUGGCACGUACCUAUCAUCCAUCGAUUAUGCAGUCCUACUCGUUCUUACUGGCCAAGAAUCUAGUGGUGACAGCACUGUUAGACCGCGAGAUCAACUGUAGGAAGUCAGCGUCUGCCGCCUACCAAGAGAAUGUAGGAAGACAAGGUGCUGCCAUCCCACAUGGCAUCGAUAUCGUUCAGCUUGCCGACUACUUUGCAGUUGGAAACAAGAGAAACUCUUACCUGGAGUUGACACCUACUAUCGCAACCUACGUAGACUACCAGCAGCUACUUAUGGAGAACCUGAUACUCUCAAAGAUCUAUCACUGGGACAACGAGGUCAGAGAGCUAGCCACCAAGUCUAUUGCACUUGUACUACCACUGAAUCCACAGUACUUUGUACAACACAUCCCGACUAUCAUUAAAAAUACUAAAUCCGAUCAGAUAUCGAUCAAACAUGGAUCACUACUUGCACUUCAUGAGAUUCUAAUAAGUUUGAAAUCUAUUGGUCAAUCUAUUCUACUAACAGAUGAUAUUAUUAAUAGUAUAUUAGUUGUUAUUAAAGAUAAAAGAUUGGAAAAGUUGUAUAAAGGAAAAGGUGGAGUUUAUAUUAGAACUGGUAUAUGUAAAUUGAUUGGAUCUAUCUGUAUGUGUAACUUUACUUUGUCAAGCGAGAUCAAGUUGGAUGAUUCUACAAAGUCGGCGAAUGCAUCGCUUGCACUGAGACAGAGAAUCAGUGCUCUUCGUGCAAAGACCUCGGCAGUCAAAAGCAAGAGUGAAGCGCAAUCGUCACAAGCAACUGAUACAGCCGGUACACAAACAUCGAAUGAAAAUGCAUUCGAUACUCUCUUAAAGUAUUUGGAAGAGAGUAUUCAACAUCCAAUUGCAGAGGUUCAGAAAGAGUCAUCUCUCGCUCUGAAAGUUCUUUUUAACAACUAUAUGAUUCCAGACAAGUAUCAAGAACUACAGCACCUCGUUCACCGAUAUGAACGAAUGCUCUUACAAGAUGCAAACCCACCAUCGAGAAGAGGUGCUGCACUGUUCCUAGGUGUCAUUCCAUUCCAACUGCAUAAAGACCAUCCCGAACAAUCAACAAAAAUCAUCGAUUCACUUAUACUAUCAGUAUUUGAAGAGAAACCAAUGUAUAAAGAUAUAGAAACAAGAGUAAACUCGUUGAAUUCACUAGAGAUGAUAAUCAUUUCAUUCUUUGAGAAUGGUUUGAUGACAAAAGAUAUCUUUUGUCGGUUAUUCCAAACGCUGUUAUUAGCCACAGAAGACUACACAGUUGAUAAAAGAGGUGAUGUAGGUUCUUGGGUAAGAGAAUUAGCUUGUAAGGUUAUAUCAACUCUGAUUGAAUUAGAUGUUAACAAAUAUAAAUUAGAUCGUGAGAAAUUAGAUAAACUACGAUUGACAUCCUGUUUGAUUAUAUCGAAAAUCAUAUGGAUUGAAGAGCUUUCGCAGUGCAUCACAAACAGGUCGGAACUGCAAGAAAUAUUUACAAAGAACAAUCAAAUCACUUGGUCGAGAAGUAAUGAGGCAUUCCCAAUUAUAUGUCGUGUUUUAGCUAUCGAUUGUUAUCUCUACUACCUCGUUUUUGGACUGUUCUCAUCUAUUGGUGGACCAUCGAAAUACUUGGUCGACGACUCUCUCUACUCGAUACAAUUGUACUUAAGCGGAUACAACGAAAACCUAGCAGAGAAACAACACCAAGUGACAAGAGUAGCUUCAACCUUUAAGCAAAUCAUUCAAAAUACAUAUCGUGAGAGAUCUUUGGCAUCGACAUUCAGAACCAUCACAAAGCUAUUUGAAACAAAUGAAUUUGAUUCAUUAUCAAAAACAAAUCCUGAAAUCAUUAUUGAUAUAUGUAAAUUGACAAAAGAGAAAGUUUUAGCAAAUUUGAAAGAUAUUCGAUUGCUAUUACAAUCCAUACCAAUUAAAGAUAUAUUUAAUGAUGAAAUUAAAAUGAAUUCCAAUGAAAUGUUAUUGAUGUUACUUGGCAACAAGUAUCCUAAAGUUCGUAUAGUGGCAUAUGAUGAGUUGACCAAUAGAUAUAGUUUGAAUGAAUAUAUUUUAAAUGAACCACUUUUAAAAUUACUUCACGAAGGUUAUCCUUGGGAUCAAGACUUAAAUAAGAAUAUAACGAUACUUAAUAGAAUCUAUCAAUUGUUAAAAUUAGAUCCACCAACCAAUAUCAUAAAAGAGAGUAUUGAAUCAACCAAUUCAAUACAAAUUCAAACAUCAACAACUACAGAUCCUAUCCCACAAUACUUGGAAACUUUACCUGAAGAUUCAGAGGAACUGAUGGAAAUUUAA
This is a messenger RNA of Heterostelium album PN500, 4890 nucleotides long. RefSeq names its product tubulin folding cofactor D (gene tbcD). Gene Ontology annotation, cellular component: membrane. Gene Ontology annotation, molecular function: fucosyltransferase activity; beta-tubulin binding; GTPase activator activity. Lineage: Eukaryota; Evosea; Eumycetozoa; Acytosteliales; Acytosteliaceae. The transcript is spliced from 15 exons. Gene Ontology annotation, biological process: tubulin complex assembly; post-chaperonin tubulin folding pathway; microtubule cytoskeleton organization. The record is from RefSeq and is a predicted model, not a curated record. Bases 1 to 4890 code for a protein of 1629 amino acids.